Oppia nitens is the source of this 1063-nucleotide messenger RNA. RefSeq names its product A disintegrin and metalloproteinase with thrombospondin motifs adt-2-like. The record is from RefSeq and is a predicted model, not a curated record. NCBI's taxonomy places the organism in Eukaryota, Metazoa, Arthropoda, Arachnida, Sarcoptiformes, Oppiidae. The transcript is spliced from 8 exons. The coding region runs from base 178 to 1044 and encodes 288 amino acids. Gene Ontology annotation, biological process: proteolysis. Gene Ontology annotation, molecular function: metalloendopeptidase activity.
ACUAGUGAAUAUAUUUGUAGAUUAAACCAAGCAUCGGUACGACCACUAUCCCGGAGCAGUGGCCAACUUCGACAGUUUGGCAAAAUUACGCUUCGGCUGAUCGUCUACUAUGACAAGUCGUUACUACAAAAAUACAAAAACAAUAAGUCGGCUCUUUAUGACUACAUCUAUCGUGUUAUGUAUAGUAUGGCACUUGUCUAUCGUCACCGUACUCUACAGAAAGUGGCCAAUUUUGCUAUGAAAGUGGACCGCAUCGGUGAAUAUCCCAAACCGAUUAAUGCCGUUCACGACGGCUAUACUUAUCGGCGAUCAUUUCGCAGUUGGUUUAUAAAUGAAUCGGGCGGUCGGCAUAAGUUGGCCAACAAUUCAAUGGUCAUAUUAUUUACCGGAUAUAAUUUUAGAUCAAACGACCUGAGAAUAACUAACUCUAAAACACAAGGUUUAGCAUAUGUUGAAACUUCCUGUAACUGGAUCUACACUAAUGACUCUCGAAUGGCCGAACCGUGCAUACUGGUCGAGGCCCGAUCCUAUCGGGCCGUCUUUAUUGCUGCUCACGAGUUGGGUCACACUCUCGGUAUGUAUCACGAUGAAGGUGCCACACAAACAGUUAAAUGUGGUAAAAAUCACAUAAUGUCAGAGACUACCGGUUCCGGUAAAGUAACCUGGUCACAUUGUAGUCAACAAUAUUUGAACAGAUAUAUCAUUGAAGCUAAUAAACCAGUUAAAGAUUGUCUAUUUAAAAAUGACCAUGCUCAAUCAUCAUCAGCAUCAUCAUCGUCGUAUUCAUCAGUAAUUCAAUUUCCCGACGAUCCCGAUAUUAGUCCCGCUGUAAGGGAUCCCAGAAAUUAUAUGUCGACGAGUGUUGAUCUUCAAUGUCAGACAGCAUUGGGAUUGCAUUUCAAAUAUUAUCGCAAAUCAAAAUUUAAUAUAUGCAAUCAAUACAUUGUUUGUACUAACGGUAUGGUCAACAUAGAUAUAGGUCCGGCCAUUGAAAAUACCACUUGUGGUGUCAAUAGAUAUUGUAUUGAAGGCAAAUGCGAUUAAAAUAAUUUAUUUUAAUGUA